This is a messenger RNA of Dermacentor albipictus, 3688 nucleotides long. RefSeq names its product facilitated trehalose transporter Tret1-like. NCBI's taxonomy places the organism in Eukaryota, Metazoa, Arthropoda, Arachnida, Ixodida, Ixodidae. Gene Ontology annotation, cellular component: membrane. Gene Ontology annotation, biological process: transmembrane transport. Gene Ontology annotation, molecular function: transmembrane transporter activity. The record is from RefSeq and is a predicted model, not a curated record.
GUGACCCUUACUGGCGGAAAACGUUUACUGCUGCGCACGUAGCAGGGUCAGACUGUGAACAACAGGCGUUAUAGAAGCCGAGAAGCCGUGGACUUUGGCACCGCUGCUCGUUCUGCUGUUGCUACUUCAGAUCUUAGGCAACGCGGGCCGGUUUAGGCAAGUGCUUGGGGAUAGAAGGUUACAUUCCCGCGGAUUUCUACCCUUGCACUAGAAGACACGCUCGUAUAUUCGCCUCGAAUAUCGCGCCGAUGGGUUCAAAGGAGGAACGUAGACCUUCAUGCACGCCCGAUAGCUUCCACUGCAAGUUCGGAAAAGUUCCCAACACCGACGAUGCCUACGUUCCUACUGCAUGCUCCGGCACGGAGAAGGACGCCAAGAGGCGGCUCUACCUCACUGUGGCGACAACGUACAUGGCGUCGAUUUCAUUCGGCUACGCUUGCACCUACUCCUCGCCCGCUCUGCCGGACAUCCGCAAGAGCAUCGAGUUCUCAGCCUCUGACAGUGGCUGGUUCGGCUCUCUCGUCACCCUUGGAGCUGCGUUCGGUGGACUCGCCGGUGGUCAGCUGGUGAACCUGAUUGGUCGACGUGGGGCCCUCUUCGCAGCCGCAGCGUGGUUCAUGGCCGGCUGGCUAUGCAUCAUGUUCGCGCCGUCCACGGCACUGCUGUUCGUGGGCCGAGUGCUGACCGGUGUUGCCAUGGGCAUAACCGCCCUGACCGUCGCCGUCUUCAUCUCCGAGAUCAGUCCCUCGAACAUACGCGGUUUGCUCAACACGGGUGCCAAUGCGGUCCUCUGCGUCGGAAUCCUGCUCACUUUCGCCCUGGGCAAGUUCCUCUCGUACCGCUGGCUGGCUGCCUUCUGCCUCGCGCCCAGCGUCAUCAUGGCGCUCGCGCUCUUCUGGGUGCACGAGUCGCCCCAAUGGCUGCUUCAGAAGGGACGCCGCAAGGCCGCCAUCGCUUCGCUCCACUUCUACCAGGGUCCCAAGAUUGCCGAGGAACUAAACGCGAUCGACGCGAACCUGGCCAACCAGCAGCCAUUCGCCCUGCUUGACGUAACUAUGCCGUACUUCUACAAGCCGUUCUUCUGCACGCUUUUGCCGAUGUUCAUGCAGCAGGCGUCCGCCGUCUGCGUCAUUCUCUUCUACGCGCAGGACAUAUUCGAAGAUGCCGGAACGUCCAUUGCUGCUGACGACUGCACCAUCAUUGUUGGCGCCCUCCAAGUCGUCGUGCUUUUCGUCGCCACAGUGCUGACCGACCGACUGGGACGCAAAGUGCUCCUCAUCGUCUCUGCUGUGGGAUCCAGUGCUAGUCUCACCCUCCUGGGCAUUUCCUUCCACCUGAAAGCGACUCGUGGUCAAGAGUUUCUGGACUCCUUCGGUUGGUUGCCCCUGCUCGCCAUCGCCAUCUAUUUCGUAUCGUACGCCAGCGGUCUCGGUCCGCUGCCUUGGGUGCUGUUGGGAGAAAUGAUUCCGCUCAGGGCCAGAGGCUUCGCUACGGGUGUCUGCACGGCGUUCCUGUUUGCACUAGCCUUCUUGGUCACCAAGUGCUACGACGAUCUAGUGAAGCUCAUGACUGCGGCGGGAACGUACUGGAUGUUCGCGGGACUUCUGGCAGGCUCGCUUAUUUUGUUUAUAUUUAUUGUGCCAGAAACUAGAGGCAAGAGCCUAGAAGAAAUAGAGCUCAUAUUUGGCAAGACCGACUCCUCUGCCUCUCUCGACACCAUUGACAAAGACGUCGAAAUGACUCUGAACUGAAAAAGUUCGAAGAAACUCCAAUUCCUGUUGCAAAGGACAGUCAGUGCGACACUACUGCGCAUAUGGCGCACAUCCGAGUGUUCUGCAAAGGUGCCAAAAUGCCUAAUUUUUUAGGUGACUUUUGCGCGUGCAAAACCUUCACCUAUGAGUGAUUGAGUAACCGCGGCAUGAACAUAUUUUAUCAUUUAUUCUUCCUUGCUUGCAUUUACAGAUUUGUGUGCAUGGUUGUUGCUCCAUUGUUGAGGGUAGUUUAUCAGUGAGCACGUUUUAGUGCACCAUCAAUCAUUUUAGGAACGGCUGCAGACUUUUGAGAAGUCGCGAACCACUCCGCGUAAGCGGGGUCACCGGAAAAUACAUAGUCAGAUGGCCGAAAAGCGCGUCACCAACAAAUAGAUAUAUUUAUUUAUACAAUACGUGCCCUUGACCAGGACGUUGUUCCCAGUGAGUUUCCAUAAAAGAAAGUAUGACCUUCCUGGUAAUACCUAUUGUUCUAACUUCACGUGUGAAUUUGAUUUCAAUGAUAUACUUUUUGUCGGCACUGUCAAACAAGAAACAAUCCCUCUGGCUCCAUACAGCCGCGAGAUUCUUUGCUGAAAGUUACAUGAUCACCAUCAUCAAAGCAUCCAAAGUGGCACAUCAAUAGCAGUAGGAAGCGUCUCGCUUUUUGUAGGAGGCGCAAUUGCUCAAUCAUAUGUGGCAUAAGAUGUAUGCACGAGUGAUUAUGAGAGUGAUUAUUAUUAUGAAAGUGAGGCUAUCUGAAUGAUUUUUUUUGGAGCAGUAUGAAGAGAUACGGCUGUAAAAGCGAUCUUAUAAUCCGAUUAGCAACCGGCCAUUGAACACGGCUGACACAAGCCCUGGCAUUAGCGACAAAUCAGCAUGACUGCGCUUAUUGUACGCGAUUCUUUUCGCCUUAGCAGGGCUUAUCUUCUAAUGCAAACUUGUUUUUGUUAACACUGGCUUUGAAGCGCCAAUGUUGUCAUAAGUUCAAGUAAGCUGGAAUCGCGUUCUAAUUAGGAUUCACCCAACUGUGUACGUCAGAAGAGCGCUACGCUCCUGUAGAAGGGGUUGGAUAUAGCUUUUGACGUGCGCCCGGUUUCAGCGAAGUUCAAGGAGCAGCGCGUGUUGUUAGCACUUAAGUUGUUUAUAUACGAAUCUACUCGACAACAGUACUCGACUAGCUAGUAUGUCUGUUUGUGCGAAGUAUUUUAUAUUGACUCGAGUUUGUAUGUUGGACGACGUUUGUAUGAGGUGGAUGACGUUAUACUUUAUCAUAUUUUAUAUUGUAAUUCAUGGUUUAUACUUCAUUUUUCUCUGCGUUCUUCUGCUCAUUACUGUUUUUUCUACACUGAGCAUCUUUAGGCUCAGCUUGUACAGUAUUCAAACAUCGUUCAUGUACUUACAGACAAGCAUUACCUGGUUGUGCAUAUAUAUGUAUAGCUGGCACGUUUUUAACGGAACGUAGGGCUUCUGUGUGGCGGGAUAAAGGUUCUUUAAAACAAUUGAUGCCCGCACAAUUCUGAAUUGGUCGUGUGCAUAGUUACUGCAUACAUCGCUUCGAAAAGUGCAAGUCACCUAAAUGAUGCAGUCGUGUUGCAAUUUUUUGAAGAUUUCUUACGUAAAUCAUGAAAGGCGUACACUGUUACCAGAUUGCUGGAGCAUUUUAUUUCAUUUCAAUCUUAUUUUUCUACGCUAUGCAUCGCCUCUUCCCUCCCCACCGAAAAAAAGGAUGUCACAUUAUGCACCGAGUGACUUCAAGCAUAACGGAACUCAGUGAGUUAAUACACUGCCUAGGGGCACAGCUACAGAUCCCACGUGUCCCAAUGUUAAGCAAUAGUUUUUGUCAUUAAAGGAGUGCAUCGGCAGAGCUGUUACUUCGCGCGUGUUUUAUUUUACCUUCGCUUAGGGAUAUAAAUAAACGUGUCGUAUUUUCAUACCUA